Molecule: messenger RNA, 2055 nt
Organism: Entamoeba invadens IP1
Lineage: Eukaryota; Evosea; Mastigamoebida; Endamoebidae
Exons: 3
Coding region: 1-2055 (684 amino acids)
Biological process (GO): protein autophosphorylation; peptidyl-serine phosphorylation; autophagosome organization
Cellular component (GO): autophagosome; cytoplasm
Molecular function (GO): protein serine/threonine kinase activity; ATP binding
Source: RefSeq, a predicted model, not a curated record
AUGAUGAAUGCAUUUCAAAGCCGCGGAUACACACUUAUCACUGGCGAAGAGUUUUACGGCGGAACGGCGAUUGUCCGGAAGUAUAAGAAAGGGCGCGACUACUUUGCAAUCAAAGAAAUACGGGACGACAGCGACUUUCCAAUGGAGAAAAUAGACAGUGAAAUUAACUUGAUGCUGAAGUUGAAACAUCCCAAUAUCGUCACAUUGAAUGAUUGGUUUAUAUCACAAACCGAGAUGCACGUCUACAAAUGUCUUGUGAUGGACUGGUGUGAGGACAAUAUGCAACACUACGUCGACGCGAAUCCAAAGGGUUUGUCGCACGACGAAAUCCACUUUUUUGCUGCAGACAUGUUCAAAGCGUUAGAGUACUUAAUUAUCGAGAAGAACAUUUUACACCGCGACUUAAAGCUCCAAAAUUUCCUUUUAAAGAACUCAAAAGAAUCGCCGUUUCCAAUAGUUAAAUUGUGCGACUUUGGAAGUGCCGUUGCGAUAACACCUGGUAUUCAAGGAACAUUUUCAUCACUUCUCUUCUCUGCACCGGAGGUCAGCGAGGACGAGUACACAAGUGAAGCUGAUGUUUGGUCAUUGGGAUGUUGUUUGUAUUGGAUGGCUACUGGGCACUCCAUCUAUCCCAAAGACGAUGUCGAAGAGUUUAACACACUCUUAAAAGAGCAACAAGCAAUUGAUUUUGCAGUCAUUCACUGUGACAAGUUAAAGAAUUUACUUGGGCGAAUGCUUCAAUUUUCAUCGAAAGAGCGGAUGAAAUGGGAAGACGUGUUUAAACACAAAUUCAUCGAAGAAUGUUACUCGGAGACCACCGAUGUUCCUGGGAAGAAAGACAACUACCAAAGUCUCGAUGAGCUUGGGAAAGGAUCUUUUGGAGCCGUGACUAAAGCGUGGGACAAACAGAAUCAGCGUUACGUUGCCGUGAAAAAGAUCUUUCGCAACGAUAUGAAUCCGAAUGUGUUACGGCAAAUGGCGAUGAAAGAGAUACGGAUAAUGAAGUUGUUUCAUCACCCAAAUAUCUGUUCCUUUUUUGAUUACUUUGUGGACGACUGCUGUUUCUUAGUGAUGGAAUUUUGUGAUGCGGGCGAUAUCCAACAACUGAUCGACGUCAGGAGAAGACAAGGGAUUAACCCACUGUUGUCCGAUGAUGAAGUCUUUUCGUUCACGAACGACAUCCUCUGUGGUAUCAAGUAUUUGCAUCUUGAAAAGCAUUUUGCACAUCGCGAUAUCAAACCGUCGAACAUGCUGUUAGCCCACAGCUUGAUUAGUCGAAACCCAGUUGUUAAAAUAUCGGAUUUGGGAUUGACUAAAAGAGAUAAUUAUAUUGACCCACUGAAGACUUCGGCGGGGACUCCAGCGUAUAUGGCGCCUGAGAUCCAAUUACACCACGGGAACUAUACAUUUGAAUCUGAUUUGUGGAGCAUUGGAUGCGUAGUGUAUUAUAUGGUCACCGGGUCGUUGAUAUUUCCAAAGAACAAUUUCAGACUCUUUUUCUCGGAGAAGAGACUCCCACAGUUUUCUAUGGUAAAGACUAAGAAGUGUGUAGUGGACUUAAUGAGACACUUGAUUGUGUAUCAAGUGGAAGAGAGGUGGGGGUGGAAAGAAAUCGAUGAGUCCCCAUUCAUGUGUGAGUUUCGUGGAGAGAAUGUGAAGUUGAUUCAACGGAUCGAAGAUGACACCAAAAUUCACGACGAUAUCACAAAAGAUGCUUUGAACACCAUUGAAAUUGUGAAGAAAAUGCGAGCGAAUGUGAAACAAGUGAGUGUAGAGGAGAUGAUGGGAGUGUUGUACUUAGUUGGGAAAAUCUGUAAAGUUGGAGUUGAAGAGACGGAGUGUGACUUCAGUCAAUUAGUGAACCCUACUUUAGUUCUCUUUGAGUGCACAAGAGACAUUACUUUUGAAGCUUUGAAUAUGAUGGAAACAAGAGGGAAUGACAAGGACUGGAAAGUUCUUCUCAAUUUCUCACGAAGUAUGUUCCGAGUCCUUUCAAAAGUGAUGCCACAAGACGAGCACAAAUUUGUUGAGAAGAGUUUGUUAUUCAUUUAUUAA